ACAUGUGAUGAUUGUCCCAGUCCACUCAAUGCUCAACCGCGGGCUUACUGUUCACAACUGAGCAGGCUUCGGAGAGUAGAGUGUUUGAAUAUGAAAAGCAAUGUCUUUCUAUCGCAAUAUCGUCUGGUUUCUCAAAGGAAUUCAUGAAUAUACAAGGAGAGGAUACGAGCAAGCAGCGAAACACUUUGUCCCCAAGGAGCUGGAUGUGGCCGUGGUAGGAAGGUCCUUCAUGAUAACAGGAGCUAAUAGUGGCAUAGGGAAAGCCACCGCUAUGGCCAUAGCAAAGAGAGGUGGUACAGUCCACAUGGUAUGCAGGAACAAGGAGCGGGCUGAGAAGGCCAGGGAGGAUAUCGUCAGGGAGACGGGGAACACAGAAGUAUACUUUCACUGUCUGGAUCUGUCUGAGACACACAAGGUGUGGGAGUUUGCUGAAUCCUUUAAGAUGCAGUACCCCUCCCUUAAUGUUUUGAUUAAUAAUGCUGGGUGCAUGAUGAACAAGCGAGAGGUGAACGAUCACGGCCUGGAAAGAAGCUUUGCCACCAACACCCUAGGAGUUUAUAUUCUCACCCAGAGCCUCAUUCCACUUCUUCAAAAAAGCAGGGACCCCAGGGUGAUUACAGUAACAUCAGCAGGCAUGCUGGUCCAGAAGCUCCAGCCUGCUGACCUCCAGUCUGAAAAAGGUCCCUUUGACGGCACCAUGGUCUAUGCCCAGAACAAGAGACAGCAGGUGGUGCUGACAGAACAAUGGGCUAAAAGCCACCCAGCCAUCCAUUUCUCUGUAAUGCACCCUGGAUGGGCAGACACACCAGCGGUUUCCACAUCAAUGCCUCAGUUCCACCAGAUGAUGGGGGAGAGGCUGCGUAGUGCAGAGCAGGGGGCUGACACGGUGGUGUGGCUGGCGCUGACCCGGGCUGCUGGCAAGACACGCAGUGGAAGGUUCUUUCAAGAUCGGCAGCCAGUACCGGCCCACCUGCCCUUGGCCUGGACCCACAGUACCCCUGAGGACGUCCGGUUCUUCAUGACCCAGCUAGAGACCCUAGCACAGGAUGCAAAGAAGCCUCACACAGACAAGCUACCCAGUUUUGAUCCAACAUAUUGAAAGCAUGAUCGACCCGAUGGCCCGUAUCAAGUAUAGAAAGGAUUUGGCUGAAGCUGUGACCCCAACAGAACCACCACAUUACUAAGCUCUUUGUGUAGAUUUUAAUAUUAAACCAGUUAUAACACUCAAUGGAUUGAUUCAAUGCUUAUAAAUCCUAACCUCCAUGAAAGUCACAUUUUAACUGUCACACUUUGAUUUCAAUGGGAAGUAGCCCUUAGAUUUUUCAAUAUUGAUUGUUCAGAAGGCUUGUGUGUGAUCAGUGACCCUGGCCCGUUAGAAGUGGUUGGUAGCUCAUUCUGAUGGUACAGGUUGAAAUAUUCACAUGAACUGAGAAUUCACGAUUGCUCAUGUCUUUGAAAUGUCCUUUAGCUGCCCUGUGUCUUUUCUUGGUAAUAAAGUACCCAGACUGUG
Esox lucius (northern pike) is the source of this 1510-nucleotide messenger RNA. Its product is annotated as dehydrogenase/reductase SDR family member 12. Gene Ontology annotation, molecular function: 2,3-dihydro-2,3-dihydroxybenzoate dehydrogenase activity. The coding region runs from base 101 to 1099 and encodes 332 amino acids. The record is from RefSeq and is a predicted model, not a curated record. The transcript has 10 exons. Lineage: Eukaryota; Metazoa; Chordata; Actinopteri; Esociformes; Esocidae. Gene Ontology annotation, biological process: siderophore biosynthetic process.